This is a messenger RNA of Pollicipes pollicipes, 1917 nucleotides long. RefSeq names its product zinc finger protein 239-like. NCBI's taxonomy places the organism in Eukaryota, Metazoa, Arthropoda, Thecostraca, Pollicipedomorpha, Pollicipedidae. Bases 19 to 1203 code for a protein of 394 amino acids. The transcript has a single exon. The record is from RefSeq and is a predicted model, not a curated record. Gene Ontology annotation, molecular function: DNA-binding transcription factor activity, RNA polymerase II-specific; RNA polymerase II cis-regulatory region sequence-specific DNA binding.
GAAGCCUACGACCGGCACAUGGAGGAGCACGAGCGCCAGCUGGGCCGCCGCUGCCCCGUCUGCGCCAAGGUGCUGCGCGGCGCCGUCAGCGACUUCCGACGUCACGUGCGCCUGCACUCGGCUGAGAAGACGCACCGCUGCCAGCAGUGCGACAAGACGUUCACGCUGGCCAGCUAUCUGAGGCGCCACGUGUACGCGGUGCACCGACUGGAGCGGCCGCACCGCUGCCCCGUCUGCCGCAAGGGCUUCAAGUACCCUAGCCAGAUGCGGCUGCACCACAUGACGCACACGGGCGAGAAGCCGGAGCGCUGCGACGAGUGCGGCAAGACGUUCCGCUCGCAGUGGUCGCUGUGCGUGCACGAGCGCAUGCACCGGGGUGAGCGGCCGUACGUCUGCCGCUGGGAGGGCUGCGGCUACGCUGCCUGCGACGGCUCCAGUCUGCGCCAUCACCUCAAAAUGGUGCACACCAAGGAGAAGGCCGCCAAGUGUCCGCACUGCGACAAGACGUUCGUCAAGCCCAGUCAGGUGCGCAUGCACGUGCGCAUGACGCACGUGGGCGAGAAGAACGUCAGCUGUGACAUCUGCGACCGCAAGUUCUUCAACAACGCGGCGCUGCGGGUGCACCGAGCCAUCCACACGGAGGAGCGACUGGUCACGUGCCCGCUGUGCCCGGCCACCUUCAAGACCAGGAGCAACAUGAGCACUCACGUGGGCACGCACACCAAAACGCCCGAUCACAAGUGUACCAUUUGCGGAAAGGGCUUCAAGUUCCCCGCCUACCUGGUCAAGCACAUGGAGACGCAUAACAAAGAGCGCGCCUUUAAAUGCGAGUGUGGAAAGCGCUUCCGCACGGUGCGGUACCUGCAGCGCCACGCACAGAGUCACGAGCGCGGCAAGCGGUUCUCCUGCUCGCACUGCGCCAAGCGCUUCGUCUCAGCCGCCUCGGCCGAGAAGCACACACAGCGCUUCCACACGCGCGUGCCGUCCAUCUGGUGCCUGCAGUGCAACACGGAGUUCCGCCGCGCCGCCAAGCUGGUGACGCACUACGGCGCGCGCCACCGCGCCGACGGCCCGUUCCACUGUCCCGACUGCGGCCAGGUGUUUAAGGCGGCGCGGCCGUUCGCCCGGCACCGCGGCAGCAUGCACAUGUCUUACGUCACCGACGGCAAGCCGCUGGCGGAGUCCGACGAAGCCUCGGAGUAGCCGCCGCCGCGCCAGCUCGGUCAGCGGCAGGCGCCGGGCGGUGGGCAGGCGGACGAAGUGGGCCGCACAGUUGUCGGCCCGCUCGGGCCCCUGCGGCCGUCAGGGAGUCACGUGCGGCGCCGCUAGCCCGUGGAUGAAGGCACCGCUUCGUGACGCCAUCGUGCCCGCUGCGGCGUCUCGGGUGUUCGGCGUCUAACAUCCGUGAUGCAGCGACCCAUCGGACAUGUUUCGGGGCCGUGUCGCGCUUCCAGAACACGCCCAGGGCGCGCUAUCGGCGCCCGCUGGUCCUGCCGCGGACACUGCUGUCAGUGGGUGCUCUAUCCCCUGUCCUGUCCGUUCCCUGUCCCGGACAGUUUACUUCCGGCUGCUGGCGCGAGGUCGCCUGCGCGCGGAUGUUGUUCGUUCGGCGGUAAGCGACGAGCAGCAGCAUCGCGGUGCUUUGCGCGGUGACCUGCCAUCAAUCCUCGCUCAGGUGGCAAUGCCGAGCUGCGCGAUAGUGGGUGAGGAUUGUCGCAGUGGUAGCUGCUGGACGGCGCUUCAGUGUUGUCAGAGCCGCUGGUCGUUUCGGAUACUAGAGUAUAGUAGAUGGCCAUUUUAUGUUGUAACAGGGUUCGUCGGACGCUUUUACGUGCGGUUCGUUUGAAGUUGAGAAUGUAGGUGAUGCCAUGGAGGUGCGCUAAUGCAUUUUUCUCAGCUGGCUUGCUUCGUUCGGAC